AUGGGAGAGAGAGAAGAGGAAAAAGAAAAAUUGGAAAAUGGAAGGGAGAUGGAGGGAGAAGAGGAAGGGAGAAGAUACAUGUACAUCGAACGUUUGUUUGUUUGUUAUUCACAAUCAUUUAAAAAGGGUGACGAUACUCAUCAUCAUCAUCAUCAUCUUUCCUUUACCUGUCUCUUCUUUGUUCUCUAUCUCUAUCUAUCUAUCUAUCUCUCUUGUUUUAUGUUCUAUUUUCGUAUUCUGCUUGUUGAUUGGUGUGUUUAUGAUAAUCUAUCUAUCUAUCUGUCUGUCUGUCUGUCUGUCUGUAUUUGUUGUUAUAAAUAA
This is a messenger RNA of Cavenderia fasciculata, 321 nucleotides long. RefSeq lists its product as uncharacterized. The record is from RefSeq and is a predicted model, not a curated record. Lineage: Eukaryota; Evosea; Eumycetozoa; Acytosteliales; Cavenderiaceae. Bases 1 to 321 code for a protein of 106 amino acids. The transcript has 4 exons.